This is a messenger RNA of Cladophialophora psammophila CBS 110553, 1218 nucleotides long. RefSeq names its product methionyl aminopeptidase. Bases 1 to 1218 code for a protein of 405 amino acids. The record is from RefSeq and is a predicted model, not a curated record. NCBI's taxonomy places the organism in Eukaryota, Fungi, Ascomycota, Eurotiomycetes, Chaetothyriales, Herpotrichiellaceae. Gene Ontology annotation, biological process: proteolysis. The transcript has 3 exons. Gene Ontology annotation, molecular function: metalloaminopeptidase activity.
AUGGAUCAAGCGGCUACGCAGCCUCGGAAAUGCCCCGGUCUAAAUUGUGAAAAUGAUGCAUCAUCUCUACAGUGUCCCAAGUGCAAAGAGAUGGGCGUUGACAGCUUCUUCUGCUCACAAGACUGCUUCAAGCGGAGUUGGGCCGAACACAAAGUCCUCCACAAAAGUACGAACCCUUUCCGAAAUUUCAUUCCCCCAAAGGUUGUGGCUAAGGUUGAUCCAGAAAGCGGUCACUUUAACCCAUUUCCUACCUACCCAUUUACCGGUCCUUUAAGGCCUGUAUAUCCUUUGUCUCCGAAGCGGGAGAUUCCAAAGUCAAUACCGCACCCGGAAUGGUCGCAGGACGGAAUACCCAGAUACCCAUAUGUUCGCAAAAAUAACGUCCAGAUCCUUGACGAAAAGGGCAUCGCGGGCAUGCGCAAGGUUUGCAGACUAGCUAGAGAAGUGCUUGAUAUCGCUGCCGCUGCUGCAAAACCCGGAGUGACGACAGAUUACAUUGAUGAGAUUGUUCACAAUGCUUGCAUAGAGCGCAACUCAUACCCCUCGCCACUGAACUACAACCACUUCCCGAAGUCCGUCUGCACAUCUCCGAACGAAGUCAUCUGUCACGGCAUUCCCGACCAGCGAGUUCUCCAGGAUGGCGACAUCCUUAACAUUGACGUCACGCUGUAUCACGAAGGUUAUCACGGCGAUCUGAACGAGACAUACUAUAUUGGCGACAAGGCCAAAGCUGAUCCAGACAACGUCCGCCUCGUAGAAACCACCCGCCAAUGUCUGGAAAAGGCCAUUGAGCACGUCAAACCUGGCGUCAAAAUCGGCGACUUCGGAGACAUCAUCGAGAAACAUGCCAAAAGCCAAAAUCUCAGUGUAGUCAAGACCUAUUGUGGCCACGGCAUCAACUCCCUGUUCCACUGCGCUCCAAAUGUGCCGCACUAUGCGAAGAACAAGGCGGUAGGAAAAUGCAAGGCGGGCAUGACCUUUACGAUCGAACCGAUGAUCUGCUUGGGCAGUUACAAGGACAAGACAUGGCCGGAUGACUGGACCGCGGUCACGAGUGACGGAAGUCGCUCUGCCCAGUUUGAGCAUACAUUAUUGGUCACGGAGGAUGGAGUCGAGGUCCUGACUGCCCGGUUACCAGAUUCGCCAGGGGGUCCAGUCCCUACGCCAGGUUCCGAAGCGACGAAUGGACAAGUUACUGGGGAUGCUGCGAAGGCUUGA